UAGUUGGUUGACGGAGCGAUACACAAACGACGCGGUAGCAGCAGUCAGUCGCUUAGUGAACGUCUGAGAAUAACAGUCUGUUGUUAAAAAUGUCGGAAAUAUUUAAACUUGGAGACCUUGUUUGGGCUAAAAUGAAGGGAUUUUCACCGUGGCCAGGCCGAGUUUCAAAUCCACCAAAGGAGUUGAAAAAACCACCGACUGCCAAGAAAGGUCCAGUCCAUUGUAUAUUUUUCUUCGGAACCAACAAUUACGCUUGGAUCGAAGAAACUAAUAUCCAACCUUAUCACGAAUUCAAAGAUAAGUUAAUCAAAUCUAGCAAGACUGGUGCUUUUAAAGAUGCAGUUGAAGCAAUCGAAGAAUUCAUUGCCAAAGGAGAGAUUUUUGACGACGGAUUAGAUUCAGAUUCACUUUUCGAUAGGCUAAAAGAGGAAACAGUUGUUCCUGAAAAGAAAACUCCAAAGAUUUCAAAACCGCGAAAGGAAUCAGCGCCAAAAACAAAACGAGCAGACAAUAGUUCCGAUAAUCGUCCAGCGAAAAAAGCCAGACGUGGGUCAAGUGCUAGUAACAGUGCUAACAACCGUGCUGGUAGUGUAAGCCCAAGGUUAAUAAACCACUCACCGUCUCCACCGAGGAAAUCUGGAUCAACACUUCUGAACAGGCCGGCGAAUAUCGCUCGACCCGUAACUCCUCCUAUGGAUGUAUUAACGUUGUCGCAAACGCUGAAAGAAAAGAACAUUCUGCCGUCAAAUCUCAAGUUUGGCUUCCUCGGGCUUGGUAUCAUGGGCAGCGGAAUAGUAAAGAAUCUCAUCAACAGCGGACACAGUGUCAUAGUCUGGAAUAGAACUCAAGAAAAGUGUAAUGACUUUGUAAAAGCUGGUGCUGAUCAUGGACUCACUCCAUCAGACGUUGUACAGGCUGCUGAUAUUACAUUCUCUUGUGUAGCUGAUCCACAAGCUGCUAAAGACAUGGUAUUUGGAAAUUGUGGUGUCCUGAUGGAAAUAACUCCAGACAAAGGUUACGUAGAGAUGACUGGAAUAGACGCUGAGACUUCUCAGGAUAUUGCUGAGGCAAUAAACGCAAAAGGUGGACGUUACUUGGAGGCACAAGUACAGGGUAGUAAAACUCACGCACACCAAGGUACUUUGGUGAUCCUUGCUGCUGGUGACAGAUCGUUGUUCGAUGAGUGUCAGUCGUGUUUCGAGGCGAUGGGAAAAAACACUUUUUACUUUGGCGAAGUCGGUAAUGCCUCCAAGAUGAACCUAGUGUUACAAUUGAUGGCUGGUAUUACUCUCGCGGGUCUUGCUGAGAGUAUGGCGUUAGCAGACCGUGCUGGACUUCAACAAAAACACGUGCUGGAGGUUCUUGAGCUUACGUCGUUAGCGUGUCCAGCUAUUUUGGAUAAAGGCAAAGCUAUCAUUGACGGUGGAUUCCCUACUCAAUUACCUCUACAACACAUGCAAAAAGAUUUGAGAUUAUCAUUGGGUAUGAGUGAUCAACUCGAGCAACCAUUACCGCUGGCUGCUGCUGCGAAUGAAGUAUACAAGCACGCAAAACGUCUUGGUUAUGGCGAGCACGACGCGUCUGCAGUUUAUAUCAGAGCCAGAUUCUAACCCACCUGGGGUUUUUUUUUGCUAAUACCGUAUUUAUUGCAAUACAUUGUUAUUUAACGGGGAUAAUUUUUAAGAUCCUGCUUUUCUUAUGACUAUUUUCGUUUGAUUAGUUUGACAAUUAUAAAUAGUAAAUAAAAUGAUAAAAAUUAAUAAAUAAAUUUGAGAAAGAAUG
This is a messenger RNA of Cotesia glomerata, 1782 nucleotides long. RefSeq names its product putative oxidoreductase GLYR1 homolog (gene Ndf). The coding region runs from base 90 to 1610 and encodes 506 amino acids. NCBI's taxonomy places the organism in Eukaryota, Metazoa, Arthropoda, Insecta, Hymenoptera, Braconidae. The record is from RefSeq and is a predicted model, not a curated record. Gene Ontology annotation, molecular function: oxidoreductase activity, acting on the CH-OH group of donors, NAD or NADP as acceptor; NAD binding; NADP binding. The transcript has 10 exons.